Messenger RNA from Ectocarpus siliculosus, 1623 nucleotides. The record is from the annotation of a GenBank genome assembly. NCBI's taxonomy places the organism in Eukaryota, Phaeophyceae, Ectocarpales, Ectocarpaceae.
AUGUUUGCGUGCGCGUUCCUCCGGGUGUACAGGAGCCACAGCGUUCUCCUCUGGCACAACGGCUUCAUGUGGCCAGUCCCGCUUCAGCUGGGCAUCACGAUCAUGCCUUUCGUCUUGACGCCGACUGCUCUCACCUCGGGCGCGGAAGCAUUGGUGUUCGACGAAGAAACAAACGAGUGUGAGCGGGACUCCGAAAUGCCGGAGGCCAUCGCGGUCGGGUUCAUGGCACUCCUCGCCGCCGCUACCGCCGCGCUGACGUGCCGGCUGCAGGCAGUACGUUUUCAGGCACCGGAGGAGUUCACCGCGGCUGUGUCGACGACCGUCGUGGUCCUUGCCGCCACUCUCGGGCUGCCCGCUCUCCACAAGGGUCUCGAAGCGGAAAGGGAUGAACGUCGGAGGGCGAUGCUCGUGACCUCGUCGCUCACCUCCUUGGCGAUUGUCGCCCCUCCUCUGUGGGAUGCUGUCACGUCCUUCGUUUUAGCUCGCGAUCACGAAGUGGUGGCCAGCGGCGAGUUCGGGUUAAUCAGGACCCAUCAGCCAGGAGAUCUCCAAAAGAUGACUCAGGACAGGAUGAAAGUGAGCACCCUCGCGAGUUCCCCAGAAGGGCGGGACAUGCCGGAGUCCUUGGCGAUGACAUCGUUUUUCAGUGAUUCGCUUGACCGAGAAUGUGUUCGAGACUACUUCUUGCUUCAGGCCGUGACCAUGAGGAUUCUGGACCGGUACAUCAGGGAAGGAGCACCCGUGUCCAUCCCUCUGUCCUCCUGCUGCAGAGACGAAAUGCUGACGUCGAAGGCCUCCUCCGCCUUCAUAUUCGAAACGGCCCGUCAGGAGGUCAUGGCACGAAUGGGAGGGGGUGGGCUCACCUACCGCAUAUCACUGUCAGAUAGCUUCGCUUUCGGCAAAGGCCUUCCUGGGGACAAGGUCGGCGAGAACAGCAGUGGCCCUGGCACACCCUCUUCACUCCCGCCAUCCCCUCCGAACCCCUACCCGCAGCAGCAGCAGCAGCAGAAGCUCCCUCCAGGAGCGUUUCCGCCCAAGGCCCAACCGGCCCGCGGAACGAAGACCGCCGGAAGGACGGCGGUUUCGGGAGGGGAAAUCAAGAGGCACGGGCUUGGGAUUCUCGGCGGCAGAACCUCGGAUUUGUUGGCUAUGUUCGGCCUGCGGCCCGACGGCAAACUCGGAACCGAGACCGAGGAAAACACCCCGCGUGGAAUACUGCACGGGUUAGGGUUCGCCCGUAGCAUCGAAGACGGAAAAAGCGGAGAAGGCCAUGACCCUUUCGAUCAAGACGGGCGGCCGCGACAGGGCGGAGAGGUGGCCCCAGGCUCGCUCGAUGACCUCGACCCGUACAUGGGCCUCCAGGGGGACCUGGACUUCAACUACUCCAAGUCGCUCGCGUCGAUCGCGCAGCUCGAAAACGACACGGGUCUCCAGUCAGGAUCCUCGUCGGAGGGGCAGGACGGCAAGAGCGACGGAGACGAUGAGGACGGUCAGAGCGGCGAAGGAGACGAUGAUCAGGACGGCAAUGCACGCCAGAGCGACGACGACGAUGAGGACGGCGAGGUGAUCGUCGUUGUCAACCCACUCUUCGCCGGCCAGGGAAUCAAACCCGCGCCACGUUAA